AUGAAGGACCCAGCGUCGUGUGCUGCGCCAUCGUCAUCGCCUCCUCCAACCGCUGCGGAAUCAAGCUCGUCCGGACCGACUACAUCUAGAUAUACAUAUCUAUCAGAGGCGGCGACUGAGAAUCCUAUCCUUCGCCUCCGACCUCCUAGGACCCUUCCCCCUUGGAUUGAUUCGUACGAGGAGAGAUACGGACCCGUUAGCGAUGAACAGCUUCGUCUUUUGCAACCACCAGCGCGUAUCGUGCAGCAUCAAACCAAUUUUUCUCCAAAUCCACCUCAACGCCGUGUCUCCAAAGAUGGCUUCGUCGCCUGGGAUGAUCCGUCCCUAGGCCCAGCCCAGAGUUCUCGAGCCAAAAUCCCUCACUUCCUUCGAUAUGGACGCGCUUCUAUGCGCGGUAGAAAGUGGGAUCACUUGCGUUCCAACGAACCAGUCAUUGUCUCUCACUACAGACCAGCACCAACCCAGAGCAAAUCGUCAUGGUUUGACUUUGUACGGUCGUCAGCCUGGGGGCGGAUGCCCAAUGAAGAAUCCCAAGUUGUCGAUCAUCACGUCCUCGAUCAGCUCCAGCCGACAUUCAAUAAAGAGAUGGAUGUCCAGUUCCAUCACACAGACGUGCGAGUCAAGGACCAUCGAAAGUUGGCAGCUCUACCAAGGCAUAUAUGGAACCGGAUCAUGCGACAUCCGCUAUCGCCAUUUCUAUUCCGGUUGGGCGUAAUGGUGACUUCCAUCUUGGCACUUGGAAUUGCGGCUCGAAUAUAUCAGCUAGAAAACAGCAUGAACCAAAAUAGCAGCGCUGAGCGAGCCCAGGUAGUGGUUGCCAUCGUAGUGGACUGUUUAGCAAUUCCUUACAUUGGGUAUAUGAUAUGGGACGAGUAUACGGGGAAGCCACUGGGACUACGGUCGGCCAUGUCAAAGAUCUCGCUGAUUUUGCUCGACCUGUUUUUCAUCAUAUUCAAGUCUGCGAGCACAGCCCUGGCGUUUGAAAGUUUUAUAUAUCAUAAUGUGCGGCAGAACCAACUCGUCCAUUUGUCUGUGGCCUUGGCUGUCUUCCAGCUCAUUGGCCUCUGUUCCUGGUCGAUGACAUUUACAAUCAACAUUUUCCGAACCGUCAAGCGGCUAGGAGGCGGAGGGGAUGAUAAUGAUGGAAGUGGUGUAUGA
Molecule: messenger RNA, 1158 nt
Organism: Metarhizium brunneum ARSEF 3297
Lineage: Eukaryota; Fungi; Ascomycota; Sordariomycetes; Hypocreales; Clavicipitaceae
Gene: SRF1
Product: Regulator of phospholipase D SRF1
Biological process (GO): positive regulation of catalytic activity
Cellular component (GO): fungal-type vacuole; cell periphery
Source: RefSeq, a predicted model, not a curated record